Messenger RNA from Morone saxatilis (striped sea-bass), 3601 nucleotides. Its product is annotated as zinc finger protein 135. The transcript is spliced from 8 exons. Gene Ontology annotation, biological process: regulation of transcription by RNA polymerase II. The coding region runs from base 53 to 2407 and encodes 784 amino acids. Gene Ontology annotation, molecular function: RNA polymerase II cis-regulatory region sequence-specific DNA binding; DNA-binding transcription factor activity. NCBI's taxonomy places the organism in Eukaryota, Metazoa, Chordata, Actinopteri, Moronidae. The record is from RefSeq and is a predicted model, not a curated record.
CAACAACUCGUCCGUGUGCGUCUCUCGGAGCAGCAGCAACCUUUUAUAAACCAUGUCGACAGGCUUCUGUUUCCAGACGCAGCUCGUUUCCAUCAUGGACGCGUUAUCCAAAACAGCAGUAAUGGAAAUAAGCAAACUGGUGGAGAUCGAGUCGAAGAUGCUGAAAAUAGAGAUAACCCGAGGGCGGAACGAAAUCGCCUCGCUCACAGAGAAACUGCAGCUGAUGGAGAACUUGCUUUAUAUUGCACAGGGGGGCAGGCAGGACGCAGCAGCCGCAGCAUGCUCAGUGGUGAGGGACUGUUCAGAGGACAGAGUAUUGGACCAUGACAGGACAAGACCUGCCAUAAAAAGUGAGAGCCCAUGGGAAAGCAUAACUUCCUCCCCUGAGAGGAGCAGUGUGCCUCAAGGUGGAGAACAUGCCGCAGAUGAACUCCAAAAUCCAUCGAAAGAGCAGCCUGAAUUGAUUGUGGUAAAGGAAGAGCCGACAGAGUUGGACAAUGGAGACACUGAACAAGAUAGGACAAGUAAAAACAGAAGGGAGGCCGUCACGGACACCCAGAAGAGUCCAGAAGUGAUGCAGCAUCCCAAACCCAUCACAGAACAUCAGCAGCCUCUGUUUCCCGACAGCUUUGUGAUCCUGAGCGCCCAGUCGUCUCUCACUGGACCAGUAAGGAGGGAAGCGCAGUGGAAUCCACAGCUUGCACCUGCACACACAAACCUAGAGGCUGGGAAAAGUUUGGCUCAAAAUGUUGCCUCCCAAAGCUCUAGCGUGCUCAGGAAUAUGAAGCUUCACAACUUGAGGACCUCGGCUGCAAAGAGGUUCGGCUGCUUGCAGUGCGGCAAGAGCUUCAGAUGCUUUAGCCAGCUUGAAAUACACCAGAGAAGUCACACCGGAGAGAAGCCGUUCAGGUGCACACUUUGUGGGAAGAGAUACGCACAAAAAGGGCACCUAUAUACACACCAGCGCACACACACUGGGGAGAAGCCAUACCGCUGUCCUAUUUGUGGAAAGGGUUUUAUUCAGAAAUGCACUCUCGAUAUGCAUCAGCGCACACACACCGGAGAAAAACCUUUUGUUUGUAUCAAAUGUGGCAAAGGUUUUACAAAGAACUGUAAUCUGAAAAAACACCUCGCAGUACAUCUGGAUCCUAGUUUGAACAUGUAUGGUAGUGAAUCUAAUGCUCCGACAUUUAGUGGGACAUUCGUUAAUGGAACCACUAUUAAAGAGCAACGUCGCUACGCUGGGAAUCUUGCCAAAAAAUACGCAAUAUUCAGCCUCCCUGUCGAGAUGAUGUGCGACACCACAAACCGAAGUUUUCGGACGCAGCUGGCCGCCAUCCUGGACAAGCUGACGAAGUCGGCGUUGGUGGAAAUUGGCAACCUGGCUGAUGAAUGCUCCUCCGUCCUUCACACCGAGAUAUCCCUGCACAAGACGGAGAACGAGGCGCUCAAGAAGAGGUGCUACUCGCUGGAGGUCCAGCUGAGAGCAGCGAGAGAGGCACAGACAUAUCCUACACAUCUCAACAACGUCAACCGCAGACACCCUGCAGAACAGCAGCAGCCGGCUCCAGCCAUCGAUGGAGUUUUUGGAAAGGACUGGUGCAUGGAUCUGUGGAGGGAAGACAAACUCCCACCUCAAAGAAAAGACACAGUGGAGCCUGCUGCUAUGACAAGCAUGGGGGCACAGGCAAUGGACUUAUUGGAGAGAGAACCUGAUCUCAUCUUUGUCAAGGAGGAGAUAUAUGAUGAUCAUCCCAUUGGUCAACAGAUGAUGCUCACAGAUAACAGAAAAAUUGUUGGAAUUUUUGAGGAGGACAGCAUGCUUCAUAGAUCUGUUGAUGAGCUGCAGCUUCACUCAGGGGAAUUAAACAGCUUCCCCAUGACGGCUGACAGUCAAACACAACUCCGCACACAGACAACAAUUAUGGACAAGUUAAUAGAUGAUGCAACAAUGAGCACUCUGGUUGACAACACAAAUCCUCCUUCAGUCACCGCUGAAUACUCUGACUAUACGAACAAUAUCCACAUGAAUGCAACCAAAGAACUCCCCAAUCAGCCAAAACCUAUGAAGCCAACAAAACGCUUUGAGUGCUUAUUCUGUGGGAAAAUAUUCAACUAUUUGAGCAGUUUAAAAGUCCACAUCAGGCGACACUCUGGUGAGAAGCCUUUCAGCUGCUCAGUUUGCGGGAAGCGCUUCGCACAGAAAACAUACCUGAAACUGCACCAGCGCGUGCACUCCGGGGAGAAGCCUUACAGCUGUCCAGACUGUGGCAAAAGUUUUUCCCAGAAAAGCUCUCUGAACAUACACCUUCGAACACAUACUGGUGAAAAGCCUUAUAGCUGUGUGGAUUGUGGGAAAUGUUAUGCAUACAAGUAUGGUUUAAAUCACCACCAGUGUUUCAACUGACUGAUCAAACCACACGGUGGUCACUGGUAAGAAGUCUAACUCUGAACAGCUACUUCUAAAGUGCUCUAUGUAUUACUCAAAGUGGCUCAACUUGUGCCAAAAUGUCUACACAAAACUCAAAUGUGGAUGAAAAAUACUCUAGUUAUAGUUCAUAUGGUUAACAGUGCUGCUGUAAGAUCUUAGUUUGUUGGGUGUUUUUAGCUUUAAUGCAGACAGAAAUGCUGCAGCAGUCAGACAAAGGUACAGAGAAUGUACCAUUUGAAAGGGUGGGAUUUGGUUCAUGUUUUUGGUUUAGGGGGUUCAUUGGCAAAGGUUUGAUGCCCUCAGCAAGCCUUUAAAGUGCAUUUCCCAUCAUGAUUGAAUGGAAGUGUCAUAAAUUAGAAGACACAUUUCAUUUAAGUCUAUUUAAUGUGAGUUCUCAUCCAAGCUAUGACAGAAUAAUACUUCCACUUCAUUCAUUGCAUGUUGUCAUGAUUGGUGUAACAUGUUAUACAUACCUCAGUAUUAUUUCAGACCACAAAAGGCUUGUGCCAAAAUAAUGACUUUACAUUGUUUGCGCACAUGUAGCAUAAACCUUCAAAACUACCUCUUCUCAACAAUGUAGAAGUAAAACAACUCACUCUGUUUGCUUCAUUUCCCAAGUCUCACCGCUGCUCUAUAUUUUCCUUAUGCCAUGCCUCAUUUCUUGGCAUUUAACGUGACAGAAAGUGAGUAGGUCAAUGUCUUUAAAACUGUCAAAAAGAGAUGAUGAUGUGUGUGGGUCACAUAAAAGUUAAGAGUGAGAAAUUGUUCAGGUCUAAAUGUUGUUACUGUUCAAAUAUGUAUUUGGUUUUAGAAGACAGAUUGUGUUGUCAGUGUGUAGUCAAGCCAAACUAGUGUUUUUUUUUUUAUUUUUACUAAAUAUUAACCAUUUCUGUUAAAGAAAUAAUAUUUUUAUUCUGUACCUAACUGUCAUCAUGCUUAAACAGAGAAAUGAUCUGUACUAGGCACCUAUUUUGCCUGUAAUAAUGAUCCCCCUCAACAGACCACACUGACCCAACUGAGUGCAUUAUCCCUUCCCAAAAAUGAAAUUGUGCUGUUGAUCUCCCCCCACCCCUUUUCACUCACACCUGCAUGCCCCUUGCAAAGCCCCAUCAGAUGUGCAUUGUCAACAUUGAAUAUGUAAAGUCUCCCCUGAUAAAACGGAUUAUUCAA